GAAGUUCACAUUACAAUUUACAUAUCUGCGAUCCUACCUAAAAACACGAUAAUUUACAGAACAUUAUUAUUGUUUUAUUAUUUUUGAAGGAAGCCAAUAUAAAUAUCUAUAAUGGAUUAUCCUCGGUCGUGUGAUACGUUUGUCAUUUUGCCUCCGCUAACAAAGGAUAAUGUCGUAAUAUUUGGUAAAAAUUCCGACCGGCCGCAGAACGAAGUACAAGAAGUGAUUUUGGUGAAGAACAGAGUCCGGGAGUCCAAACUUAAGUGUACUUACAUUACAAUAGAUGAAAGUCCCAAUGAGAUUAAUGAUGUAAUGUUAAGUAAGCCAGCAUGGAUGUGGGGUGCAGAAAUGGGUGCUAACAAUAAAAAUGUAGUGAUUGGUAAUGAAGCUGUUUGGACUAACAACAAUGAAGGUGAUGGAGAUGCUAGACAGAAGAGGCUAUUAGGCAUGGAUUUAGUCAGGCUUGGUCUGGAAAGAGGGAACUCGGCUGAAGAAGCUUUAGACAUCAUAACAGAUCUCCUUGAGAAAUAUGGCCAGGGUGGUCCAUGUUCAGAGUUUGAUGAUAGCCACUUCUACCACAAUUCUUUCCUCAUAGCAGAUUCAAAGGAAGCCUGGGUACUGGAGACAAGUGGAAAGCUAUGGGCUGCAGAGAAAAUUAAUCAAGGAUACAGAAACAUCUCCAAUGGUCUGACAAUCAAGACCAAAAUUGAUAAACAUUCAGAAAACUUGUUUGACAUUGCUGAAAAAAUGAAGUAUUGGGAUGGAAAAGGAAAAAUGGAUUUUACUUCUGCAUUUUCCUCUGGCGGUGAUGAGAUGCGACAAGCAGAGGGCGAAAGGUUGCUGGGUGCAUUAUCCUCAGGAAAAGUCUUUGACAUAAAGGCUAUGAUGAACAUCUUAAGGCACAAGGACAGUUGUAUAUGCCGAGGAGUUGACGACACUUUUCCAACACAAGGCAGUCAGGUGUCAUCUUUAUCUGCUUCGGGUGUUAGCGUACACUGGUUCACGGCCACACCUGACCCGAGUGUAUCGUAUUUCAAGCCGUUUAUCUUUACGCCAAAUGCUAUGGCUUCCACUUACACCGUCAGUCCAAAUGAGGAAAAAAGAGAACAUUACCUGUACUCUCUUCACUCGAAAUACGUAUUAAGAACGAAUAACGAGAAAAUUACGGAAAUCCUUAAAGGCGUUGAAGAUGAAUGCCUCCGAGAAAUAAAAUCGCUUAUACAAAAGCAUACAUCAGACGAGAACUCCGAAAUUGACGAACUUUUUAAGAAAUGUGUCGAAACAGAGGUCAAAUUGUACGGUUAGGCUGCUAACUAAUCACUUUAAAAUUUUAUUCUGAUUAUUCAGGAAGCUAGAUUAAUGUUACAAAUGUUGACAUCAAAUUGAAAUACAUCGUUGCGUGUAAGUUUUUUUUAAAUAAUACCUUGUAUGCUCCGACCUGAAACCUGUAUACGCUGGGAUAAGGCUGUGCCCCAUUAUCGACCCUGUUUUAUCUGAUAUAUCAAUUAUAUUAAUGAUAUAUUGCAAUUUGCCCCGGCAGUUUCCCGCUGUUAUAAGUAAAAAAGGUAUCUCGUUAAAAACUGCAUCAAUAGGGGUUGAUUUGUCGAAAUAUUACAUAUUUAUAUAUUACAUAGUUAUUUUAGGCGUUUGUACAUUGUUCGUACAAACAACAUCUUCAUUAGAAGACUCUUUAGUUGCUCGAUAAAAAUUCCAUUUAGUACUUAGUUUAAUUAUUAUGUAUAUGAUACUUACAUAGAUUUUUAUUCUGUUUUGUAUGAAUAACUACGAUCUUAUGAUCUAUGAAUUAUAUAUUAGCUUAUAAAAUAAAAUAUUCGUUUAAAGUAAUAUUCAAAUAAAUUAAUUUCAUUUCAUGGAUUAAUUUACUAUACUAUAAAUAUUAUUAUGGUCAAAAGUAUCUCUAGUCAAACAAGCUUUGUACGUCUUCGUGAAGCUUUUCACGUCGAAUGAACGUCCCAAAUAUUUUUAUAAAUUUUCAAUGUUUCACGUUUGUUUCCUUAACUUUGAGGUAUUGGUCGUCAGUCAAAAUUAUUGGUUCUUCAUUGUGCUAAAAAUGUAACCAUAUGUAAUAUCAGAACUAUAACACUACAGAAACGAAUAAUCUUAUAUAAAUAAAAGAAAUACAUGUAUCUAGAUUUAGAGUAGUUGAAAGCCUUGAAAAAUUGGUGAAUGUUAUAAUUAAAAUGCACUUUUCAUUGCUUAACGUUGUGAUAUAAAGGCCUUAUUUAUAAUUUUGGAAUCAAAUAUUUAUUUAAAUAUAUAUAGCUAUACAUAUGUUGCGUUAAUUUAAUUGUAAAUGACAAUGAUUAUUAUUGUCAUAAUGUAGGCUUAAAAUUGAACCACCAAACUGAUUGUAUCGCCCAAAUAAGUACAGCUUGAAAAUGUAGGGCCAGGUUCACAUUAUUCUUUAUUUCAACUAAAUUCAUCUUCAUUAUCAAUAAUAUCAAUAUAGAUUAAUAAGAGGCACCGGUGUUCGCGCAUUCGAUACCGAUGUAAAAGUAAAAACUAAAACAAACGUGGAGCCAUCACUGACGACGCCUACACACUGACAAUUGUGUGAAAACUGCGCUUAUUAGUUUUUACACGAAUAAAUAUUUACCAUAUGAACACCCAGCUGAUUGUAUGUUAUAUGUAUAUAAAAAAAAACAUGCACGACAAUGCCGUGUGAACCUGGCUUUACGUUGAUCUAUAAUAUUGUAUUUGCAAAUAAGUGCAACAUAAAAACUACUAUUAGUUUAAGUAAUCCCAUAAACUCUGUCUUUAGCACAAGAUUGGUCACUGGAGAUUUGAAUCAACCCUCCCCGGGUCUUGUAAAGCAUCUAUAAGAAUAUUUUAAGUAAUGCCUUUGUGGGGUUUUUAGUCACGGGUUCAGAUAACUUAACAUGAAUAUCCUCUCGCUUUAUUAGCUAAGAGAUUUUAUAUUUCACGAAUUUACUAUUCUAUGCACUUAUAUUUUAGGAGACUUACAGCUCAUUUAACGAUAUUUUAUGAAGUUAUUGUAAGAUUAGUAGAAUUAUAUUAAAGGGCUUGUUGACAACGUUCGUCACAGAUUUUUCUAUACUUAGUAUGGUUCUCCAUAGUUUGCUGAUCUUUUUAAAAUAAAAUAUAUGACGUAAGGUACUUAGGACUAGUUAAUAAAUAACGUCGGGUGCAAUCUCUCAUAGUGCUAAGGCACUAGUAUAUAGAUCAAUAUUGUUUGUAUCCGUUAUAAAUGGCAACUAGAAAUAACGAUGUGGGGUAUUAAAACAAACAUUUGUUAGAAUAAAUGUAAAAGAAUUUACAUUUAUUCUAACAAAAGACUUUUCUUAUUAUAUAAUUAACCAGCAAUUGUUCAACACCUUCUCUGUGACGUUUAUUUUUAUUCCAAAGAUGAAUGAAGUAAUAAACUACGAAAAUAAUAUGACAUUUAUAAUAAUUAAAAUAUUGUAUUGUUUGGAAAAAAGUCCUGACACUAUCUAGAACCAUGAUAUAUAUUGUCAUAAUUAUUAUUUAAAUGCUUUAU
Pieris rapae (cabbage white) is the source of this 3520-nucleotide messenger RNA. RefSeq names its product secernin-3. Gene Ontology annotation, molecular function: cysteine-type exopeptidase activity; dipeptidase activity. The record is from RefSeq and is a predicted model, not a curated record. Lineage: Eukaryota; Metazoa; Arthropoda; Insecta; Lepidoptera; Pieridae. Gene Ontology annotation, biological process: proteolysis. Bases 112 to 1305 code for a protein of 397 amino acids. The transcript is spliced from 6 exons.